ACGCGGCUCCGACGCGAGCUUUAAAAAAGAAAGAGGAGAACGAAGCUAUCCGCACGUCAGGAUAAGAUACGGACACCUCGUCCAGAGUACGAUCCUCGUCGUGGCGGGUUUCUUGACUCCCGGGUGGAGCGUGACGUGCGUGGCGGAUCUUGCCAGCUAUUUCCGGCGGCACGCGGCGCCGCUGACCGCAAGGUGACGUUUGCUGUUCGUCGAACGACAAGUGCGUUACCUGCCUAAGCCGUAUCUCGGGGGGCGAGAGGCGAGAAGUCUAAAGCGCACGCACACGUCAGUCAAGUUGACGAAAUUUAGCGUCGAAGCGCACCAAGACUACGCAGUUGGUGUCCCGGCUGUUCAUUCCGGUUGCGAGACAGUAGGAAGACCCUUGUCUCUUCUUCAAGGUUCCGAGCGGUGUUCUCGCCCCCAGAAAGAUGGGUCUCACAAUCAGCAGCCUGCUCACCCGGUUGUUUGGCAAGAAGCAGAUGCGGAUACUGAUGGUGGGUCUAGACGCCGCCGGUAAGACCACCAUCCUCUACAAACUCAAGCUCGGUGAGAUUGUCACCACCAUACCCACGAUCGGCUUCAACGUCGAGACGGUGGAGUACAGGAAUAUCUGCUUCACCGUGUGGGACGUGGGCGGCCAGGAUAAGAUCCGGCCGCUCUGGAGGCACUACUUCCAGAAUACCCAGGGCCUUAUCUACGUGGUGGACAGCAACGACCGCGAGCGUAUCGGUGAGGCGGAGCGCGAGUUGGCGAACAUGCUGAAAGAGGACGAGCUGCGGGACGCAGUACUGCUGGUAUUCGCCAACAAGCAGGAUCUACCUAAUGCCAUGUCUGCCGCCGAGCUCACCGACAAGCUGGGUCUUAAUUCGCUGCGAGGACGUCACUGGUACAUCCAGAGCACCUGUGCCACGCAGGGACACGGACUGUACGAGGGUCUCGACUGGCUGAGUAACGAGCUGGCCAAAAAGUGAUAGCGUCUCAUCGCAUCUACUACUUUUAAGGACAGUUCAUUCAUCGUGUAUGGACGUAGAAGACAGGAGGAGAGUCAUUCGGCAAUUUCCAUCUUUGUCAAAUUGUAUCGAUAUAACGUCGUAUCAUGUACAGUUUAACAGUCGCUGCGUUCACAAUUGCUUACAGAAAUUGAUGCAAAAUCGAAUCAAGAAUGUUACGAGCGCUAUCUAACUCUUCAUCGCCAUACAUGCGAUUUAAUUCGCGUGGAUUGUGCUCCAGGAACGAAACUUGUUUCACGGCUAGAAACAAGAACAUCAGGAUAUAAUAGGUGGUCCUUGCGUCAUUUAUAAGAAUAUAUAUAUAUAUAUAUAUAUACACAAAGGUUGUACAUAGCACUAAGUUCUUUCAUACAUACCUAAUAUUUGCCAAGUGAAUUCUAAUUUUGCCUCUUUGAUGCAGCGAGUGAUAAAGUAUCGUUU
Messenger RNA from Cyphomyrmex costatus, 1430 nucleotides. It is a transcript of the gene Arf102F, whose product is annotated as ADP-ribosylation factor 2. Bases 429 to 971 code for a protein of 180 amino acids. The transcript has a single exon. Lineage: Eukaryota; Metazoa; Arthropoda; Insecta; Hymenoptera; Formicidae. The record is from RefSeq and is a predicted model, not a curated record. Gene Ontology annotation, molecular function: GTP binding; GTPase activity.